Messenger RNA from Podospora pseudocomata, 1218 nucleotides. RefSeq lists its product as uncharacterized. The coding region runs from base 1 to 1218 and encodes 405 amino acids. The record is from RefSeq and is a predicted model, not a curated record. Gene Ontology annotation, molecular function: dipeptidase activity. NCBI's taxonomy places the organism in Eukaryota, Fungi, Ascomycota, Sordariomycetes, Sordariales, Podosporaceae. The transcript has a single exon.
AUGGCUCAACGGUGGACGUCCGUGAUCGAAAAUGAGAUACAAGCUAGAAACGCCGAGAUAUCAUCCAUCAACCACCAAAUACACUCCAAUCCCGAGCUAGCAUAUGAAGAGUUCAAGGCACACGAAGCCUUCGUCACCAUCCUGACCUCACUGGGCUUCAAGGUGACGCCCCAUGCCUUUGGGCUCGAGACAUCAUUCUCUGCCGAGUUCGGCUCUGGUGGCCGUCUUGUCAUCUUCAAUGCCGAGUAUGACGCCCUUCCUGGCAUCGGCCACGCCUGUGGACACAACUUGAUUGCCUCAGCAUCGUUCGCCUCGUUCCUUGGCGUUGCGGCCGCUCUCAAGGCAUCCGGCCUGCCAGGUCGUGUUCGUCUCCUGGGGACUCCUGCCGAGGAGGGAGGUGGUGGUAAACUGAAGUUGAUUGCAGCCGGCGCUUACAAGGGAGCUUCGGCAGCGUUGAUGGUCCAUCCAGGGCCAGGCCACAACCUCCCGUCCCACAUCCGGGGCGUCUCUUUUGUGCGCAUGCUGGCCAACGUCAAGUUCCGUGUCCACUUCACCGGCAAGGAGUCGCACGCGGCCAUCGCGCCUUGGGACGGAGUCAACGCACUCGAUGCUGUGUGCCUCUCGUACAAUGCCAUCAGCAUGCUGCGCCAGCAAAUUCGCCCGUACGAUCGCAUCCACGGUAUCUUCAAAUCGGCCGGUGACCGGCCCAACGUCACACCGGGGAACUGCUGCGUCGAAUACUACAUCCGCAGCCAAACACGUGCGCAGGCGGAGGCGCUGUGGCAGCGAGUGCUAAAGUGUUUUGAGGGCGCUGCGCUCGCAACCGGCUGCCAGAUGCACACGGAGCCCCUCAACUCGUAUGCCGACGUUCGACCAAGCGCAUCACUGUGCAAGGCAUAUGUCGAGGCGAUGCCGGAGGGAACGGUCUCUUAUGACGAGCCGAAGGAUAUCCUAGCUGGUAGCACCGACAUGGGCGACGUCUGCUACGAGUGCCCCGGGUUCCACGGUGUUUUCGGAAUCGGCACAGAGGAGGGCUCGCCGAACCACACCAAGGGAUUUACGAGGGCCGCCGCAACGGAGGACGCGUUUGCGAGAGCGGUGGAGUGCGGGAAAGGCAUGGCUCUAGUGGGGUGGAGGGUCUUGAGCGAUGAUGUGUUUGCAGACGAGAUGCAAAAGGAGUGGGAGGCCGACAUGAAGCUCGCUGCCCAGGGAAAAUAA